AUGUCGUCAUUGGUGGCUGAUUUGAAACAUACCCAAGAGUUCCUCGAGGGACAGCGAAAGCUUUUGGCGCCUGAUCAGUUCCGGGUGAUCGUCGGUAAGCAGAGUUCUACUUGGUGCUCUCGCUUUAGGUCUUCAAAGCUCUCACCUUCAGAUUGCGCCACUGUUACUGGCAUCCUUGCAUCAGGGCCAUGGAAUGAAGAACAGAAGGGUGCGUUGGGCAACGCGCUUUCCGAGAGCAUGAUGGGUACUGAAGGACCUGCUCCGCGUCGACCUGCGCAGGAGCUUAAGAGCUUUCCAUGCUAUAUCACUCCCAACGAUGCCAAGGUCCUGAGAUCCGAUGUGCAUAACAUGGUGAAGUUGAGCUGCGUCGUGGAUCGCUGCGUCAACUUGUCCUUGCACCUUCCCAACACCGCCACAGUGAAGCACAUCGUUGGGUGCAUGGUGGAAGGUGGUGUCGUGGCAGCAUCUCCCAAUGCCCAGUAUAAUCUGUUGAAGGAGUUCAAGUCCCAACUCAAAGCGAAGAUCAAGCACCAGCCAAAGAGCAGCGUGCACUUGGAACAUUUCCCAGCAAGUCCAGACGAUCUUCCGGAUGAGCUGUGGAAACAGGCAUACGGAGAAAGCCCAGAAGAAGAUGAUAAACCUAUGGGGGCUGCAGCACUUGCAGCAGGCUUUGAGGGAUUGGGGCACAAGAUUCCUGUACGAAAGACGAACUCCCAAGUUCGAGACCAAAGCGCGACGGGCACCAUGAACAUGAAUAUGGAGAAUUGGCAGCAGAUGAUGAUGCAGUGCAUGGCCAUGAUGCGAGGGCAGCUGCAGACGCAGGACACGCCUGCAGGCUUUCAAAUCUUUGACAACCGGAGGAAAAGACAAAAGAUGCUGACUGGAGGGGAGAGUCCCGCGGAGGCUGCACCUUCAGGGGCACAUGCGAGCACGCGGUUGGCCCUUCCAGCUCCAGCUGCACCAUCCAAGCCAGAAAUUGCCCUUCCAGCUGCGCCGUCCAAGCCAGAAAUGGCCCUUCCAGCUGCACCGUCCAAGCCAGAAAUGGCCAUUCCAGCAGCUGCACCCUCAGUUCAGGCCAUUCCAGCAGCUGCAGCUGAAGCUCCAGAUCCGGCCAUGCUUUUGUCCAUGGAAGCUGUGAAGAAGGCUUGCAAAGAAAGGGAAAAGGAAAAGAAGGCAGAGGCUGCCAAGGCAGCUGCUGAGGCUGAAGAGGCGGAGGGAGGUGGAGACGAGGCCAAGUCAAAAAAGACCCCCAAGAACAAGGCGGUCAAGCCAAAAGCCAAACCAGAAUUGAAGUCCAAGUCUGAAGAUGAUUUCAAGACGCCGCGGCGCGGUCGACCUGUGCCCAAGGAGCAGCCUGAGUCGGCUGAAAAGGCUGCGGUUCCCAAGAAAGGUGAUGGCACCUUCUUUUGGAAGGCCGGAAAAGUCCACAGAAACGAUACCUCAGGCCAUUGGCGAUGCUUCAAACAUCGCAGUGACAAAACCGACAAGAAGAUCAAGAUCGGCAAGACCGCGGACGAAGAGAAGGCAAGCUUUGUGCGCGCCUUGAAGUGGAUCGAGGAAGACUGA
This is a messenger RNA of Durusdinium trenchii, 1566 nucleotides long. NCBI's taxonomy places the organism in Eukaryota, Dinophyceae, Suessiales, Symbiodiniaceae. The record is from the annotation of a GenBank genome assembly.